Ficedula albicollis (Collared flycatcher) is the source of this 1431-nucleotide messenger RNA. Its product is annotated as mas-related G-protein coupled receptor member A8-like. NCBI's taxonomy places the organism in Eukaryota, Metazoa, Chordata, Aves, Passeriformes, Muscicapidae. The record is from RefSeq and is a predicted model, not a curated record. Gene Ontology annotation, cellular component: membrane. Gene Ontology annotation, molecular function: G protein-coupled receptor activity. Gene Ontology annotation, biological process: G protein-coupled receptor signaling pathway.
AUGACGGCAAUUACGGAGGGGUCAGGAGAUAGUCAGAAAGAGGCCAUAGGGGGUCAGGAUGCCAGCAGUCCCAAAUCUCCCUACUGGAGGAUAGCAGAGCCUGACCAACCACACUUGAAAUGGGGGAGUGGCUGCCUUCUGGGAAACCUGUGGGAUGUGAUAGGAUGGGGGGAGGAUGGACAUUGGGGAGAAGGACUGGCCUACCUGAUUGCGAUUGGCAAGUCCCAGGAAUUGAUCAUGUCGUGGGAGUGGNAAAAACACUCAACCCCCAACACACCCACUGAUGGAGACAAUGUCUGUGAGAUAGAUGUCACCAAUGUGGAUACACUGCUCACCUGCCUCUGGGGGCUGGCUGGGAAUGGGGCUGUCCUCUGGCUCCUUGGCUCCCGCUGUUUGUGCAGGAACAGCACCACCCAUUACAUCCUAAUGCAGACUUUUUUUGAAUUCCUCUUUCUCCUCUUUCUGGUCCCCUCCAGUCUGCUUUUCCUGGUGGAGGACGUGUCCUGCUCUGUCAUCAUGCCCGUGCAGUAUGUAUGGUUGGUCUUCUGGCUGUCACUGGUGUCCUGCAGCCUGGGGCUGUACCUGCUGACAUUCAUCAGCAUCCAGAGGUGCAGGUCCAUCCACUGCCUGCUCUGGCACUGCUGCCACCGUCCCCAGCACCUGUCAAAGGCGGUGUGUGGCGUGAUCUGGGCAUUCUCCAUCAUUGUCUUCACUGUCGUUUCCACAGUAAUUUUCCUCUGUGUGUGCCAGCUACCUGAGCACCGCCGAGUGUCUCUCAUGUCCACGUAUGCUUUCAACCUCCUGCUCUGUGCUCCCUUCUUGCUCAUUUCCAGCACAGUCCUCUUCAGUAUGGUCAUGCCUGGCUCCAACCAGCCACAACCCUAGAGGCUUGACAUUGUUAUCUGUCUCACUGUGCUCCUCACAAUGCCCCUCAGCCUAUGGAAUUUACUGCAGGAGUUCAGCUAUACCAUUUUCUCCCCCCAGGUUUUCCUGCUCAUUUGCAUCCAUAGUAGCAUCAAAUCCUUCAUCUACUUCUUGGCAGGGAGCUGCCUGAGGCACUGCUCGGUGGAGUCCCUUCGGCUCUCCCUCCAGAGGAUCUUUGAGAAGCCAGAAGAAAACCCUGCUGGCAUCGGGGAUGAUCUCUGUGAGAUAGAUGUCACCAGCGUGGCCAUGCACAGUGUGACACUGUUCAUCUGCCUCUAUGGGCUGGCCGGGAAUGCAGCUGUCAUUUGGGUCCUUGGCUUCCACAUCCAGAGGGACACCAUGAAACCCAUCACUGCCAACAUCCUUGACCUGGCCAUCUUCAACUUCUUCAUCAUCAUGCUCCCCUCCACUUGGGUAUUCCUGCUGGCAGAUUUGUCCUGCUCUCCCGUCAUCCUCCCAGCAUACAUAAGCUUAUUUUUCCUUCUCUUCGUGAUUUUUACAUCCUAG